CGUGACAUGGCGAUCAGCUGACUGCCGUUUUCCGGGUUGUCGCUCGGUGUUUACUCUGAAGUCUUCUUCCUCUUCUGCUCAGAUUUCAGCGGCUGGUUCAGUGGGUGGAGCGUGGAGCAGCCAUGAAUGCCUCAGACACUGACGAGGACUCGUACAAUGAGAGGACGGCGUUGGUCCCAUCAGAGAACCCGGCAGUGCCGUCCUACAGUCCUGAUCCUGACCACACACCCCCGAAUGGUUCACCAGCUAAAAGGCCUCAGGUGACCAGGAGGGCGGGUACAAAUGCAGCAGACGGCAGCAGCGGUGGCGGUGGCAGCUCAGAUCAGGAGGUGGAUGUCGAAGACGAGGAGCUGACCCUGAAGUAUGGCGCCAAACAUGUCAUCAUGCUGUUCAUCCCCGUCACGCUCUGCAUGAUUGUGGUCGUCGCCACCAUCAAGUCCGUCAGCUUCUACAGCGAGAAGACCGACCAGCGUCUGAUCUAUACGCCAUUCUCAGAGAACACCUCAUCUGUGGGCCGCCGGCUCCUCAACUCGGUCCUGAACACCAUCAUCAUGAUCAGCGUCAUCGUGGUCAUGACCAUCCUGCUGGUCGUCCUCUACAAGUACCGCUGCUACAAGUUCAUCCAGGGCUGGCUCAUCCUGUCCUCGCUCAUGCUGCUCUUCUGGUUCAGCUUCAUGUACCUCGGUGAGGUGUUUAAGACGUACAACCUGGCGGUGGAUUAUCCCACGGUCGGCAUGAUCAUCUGGAACUUCGGGGCGGUGGGGAUGAUCUGUAUCCACUGGAAAGGCCCCCUCCAGCUGCAGCAGGCCUACCUCAUCCUCAUCAGCGCCCUCAUGGCCCUCGUCUUCAUCAAAUAUCUGCCCGAGUGGUCAGCCUGGGUCAUCCUGGGCGCCAUUUCUGUCUACGACCUGGUGGCCGUCCUCUCUCCUAAAGGUCCUCUGAGGAUGUUGGUGGAGACGGCUCAGGAACGAAACGAGCCCAUCUUCCCCGCCCUCAUCUACUCCUCGGCCAUGAUGUGGACGGUGGGGAUGGCGAGCCCGUUGGACGCUCCGCACUCUGAACAUGAAACUGACGAGGAGGCGGAGCAGAGGAGCCGGGGGGUGGAGCCUGAGAGACGACGGUCCCGGUCGUUUCCUGAAGACGACUUAGAGGAAGACAGAGGCGUGAAGCUCGGUCUGGGUGAUUUCAUCUUCUACAGCGUCCUGGUUGGAAAAGCAGCGGCGACCGGUGGAGACUGGAAUACCACGCUCGCCUGCUUCGUCGCCAUUCUCAUCGGCCUGUGUCUGACUCUGCUGCUGUUGGCCAUCUUUAAGCGAGCAUUGCCGGCGUUGCCGAUCUCCAUCGCCUUCGGCCUCGUCUUCUACUUCUCCACAGACUUCCUGGUUCAGCCGUUCAUGGACAACCUGGCCGCUCACCAGUUCUACAUCUGACACAAGCCCCGCCCUCGCACCUGCUGCCUCCUCCUUCACCUGCAGGACUAAGGACGUUACGCACAAAGACUGUUCUCUGUUCAUGCGCUGAUGUUCUACCUGUCUGUUUGAGGAACACAAUGAAACAUAGGAACUGAUGUAAUGCAGACAGGAAGCCCAGGUGUGUUUGUGCUCACCUGUGGACAGGAACUGUAAAGGAAAGUUCCACCUUAAACCCUCAAACAACUCUGCAUGGAUGUAGGGUCUGUAACAAUACUGACAAUAAGGAAACAUCACAGCUUUGUCUGAUUGGUCGAUGCUCCUGCCAAUCAAAGCAACAACACACCCCAAACAUUCCUGCUUUUAUUUUGAAGAAACUAACUUUGCUUGUCUGCUUAUUUCCUGUUUUUAUUAUGUUCUGCCAGGUUUUGUCCAUAUGUUUAUUAUUUUAUUAUAUUAUACAGCUCAAGAGUGUGUUUACUGCAGUAAAAUCCUUUUUAAUUCCUC
Messenger RNA from Cheilinus undulatus (humphead wrasse), 1916 nucleotides. It is a transcript of the gene psen2, whose product is annotated as presenilin 2. Gene Ontology annotation, molecular function: aspartic endopeptidase activity, intramembrane cleaving. Lineage: Eukaryota; Metazoa; Chordata; Actinopteri; Labriformes; Labridae. Gene Ontology annotation, biological process: negative regulation of apoptotic process; Notch receptor processing; amyloid precursor protein catabolic process. The transcript is spliced from 11 exons. The coding region runs from base 123 to 1430 and encodes 435 amino acids. The record is from RefSeq and is a predicted model, not a curated record. Gene Ontology annotation, cellular component: Z disc; neuronal cell body; cell cortex.